Molecule: messenger RNA, 693 nt
Organism: Alternaria postmessia
Lineage: Eukaryota; Fungi; Ascomycota; Dothideomycetes; Pleosporales; Pleosporaceae
Exons: 1
Coding region: 1-693 (230 amino acids)
Source: RefSeq, a predicted model, not a curated record
AUGAUACCCAAUAGAUUUAUGCAAUGGCAACAUUUCUUGGCCCUCCUACCUCUUCAAGGAGCUGGCCUUAUUGUAACGACGCGUCUUUUGUGUGAGAAUGAUCAACGUGAAGUAUACGAUUCCAUUGACAGCGAGAGCAAACUUUUCGACAAUGAAUAUAUUCCCCCGCCUACAAAGCCUCCUGACUCCUUGUCUAUCAUCCACAGUAUACAACUCGCACAAAAGAUGCCAUACCUGAUCCAGCCACCAGCGCACUCCAUCUACACGUGCAAUCAGCCCCUUACCUAUACGCUUGCUGAUCCCACCCCUUCCGAGCUCUCUAAAAUCAAGGACCUUCAGAACUGGGGCUGGCAAGUCUCUUUGCACUCUCAAGAUGAUGAAAAGUAUCUUGCCGCUACAGAGAGAAUGGAGGAAGCGAUAAAGAAGAGACGGCGCAGGACCCAGAUGGUAUACGGCGAUAUGAUGGGCGAUGGGCCAAGGCCGACUUUUGAGGAAGUUUGGGAGCAGGAAUCGAUUAAAAGGUCAACGCGGGGACUAUAUGAGACGGAGGCAAAGGAGAUGGAUAUUAGUGAUCAAGCGAGCAUAAUGUCUCACAUGACACAACAGAAAAUUCGGUUGCAUUGGGCUGAUGAAGAAGCUGAGUGGGAAGCAGAGAAAUUCAACGUAAGAAAACCCCAAGAAGAGAGCUUUUGA